Eimeria maxima is the source of this 1035-nucleotide messenger RNA. RefSeq lists its product as hypothetical. The record is from RefSeq and is a predicted model, not a curated record. The transcript is spliced from 2 exons. NCBI's taxonomy places the organism in Eukaryota, Apicomplexa, Conoidasida, Eucoccidiorida, Eimeriidae. The coding region runs from base 1 to 1035 and encodes 344 amino acids.
AUGAAUUGCCUCUUCCCUCCUUUUGAUUUAUUAUAUAAGCAGCGGCUGCAGCAGCAGCAGAAGCUGCUGCUGCUGUUUUUUAUUCUUAAUGUUGCUGCUGCUGCAUUCCCUUUUGUUUUCUUAGCAGCAGUAGAGGCAAAUUAUCCAUUUAUUAAGCCUGUACAUCUACCUAAGGGAGUACAAGCAGCAGCAGCAGCAGCAGAAGCAGCAGCAGCAGCAAAAAGAGCCGUCGCAGGAAGUGCUGCAGUACAUGCUGCAGCACAGACUGCUGCAGCAGCAGCAGCAAAUGCUGCAGCAGCAGCAGCAGAUGAUGAUGAUGAGCAAGACUUCUUAACAAAACGGCACCAUAAAACAAAUCCAGCAGCAGCAGCAGAUGCAGCAGCAGCAGCAGCAGAUGCAGCAGCAGCAGAUGAAGCAGCAAAAGAUGCAGAUGCAAAUGCAGCAGCAGCAGAAGAACAAGGAGAUGCAGCAGCAGCAACAGCAGCAGCUACACCUCCUCCUAACCCUGCAGCAGCAGGAGCAGCAGGACAAGAAGAAGAAGAAGGUACAGCAGCAGAUGAAUCAGAUGAAUCAGCAGCAGCAGAUGCAGACGAUGAAGAUACAAAAGAUACAGCAGCAGCAGCAGCAGCAGCACCAGGAGCAGCAGCAGCAGCAGCAGCAGGACAUAAUCUGCUGCAGCAGGCUAUACGUAGUCAUCCUAAUGCUGCAGCAGAUACAUCAGCAGCAGCAGCAACAACUGCAGCAGCUGCUGCAGCUGCAGCAGCAGCAGCUGCAGCGUCACCAUUCAGACGACCUUCGCACCAGCUGCUACAAGUAGCAGCACUUGCUACUGAGCAGGAAGAAGCAAAACAUUACCCUACCUUGCGCAGGAACAACAGCAGCAGCAGCAGCAACAGCAGCAGCAGCAACAGCAGCAGCUUGCUGCGGUCAAUCUUCUCAGGAAGAGGUACAGAGAAAGAGCAGCAAGAAGCAAAAGAAGGAGAAGAUGAACCUCUUCUCUCUGAUCCCCCUCCUCCUCAACAAAUGCAACAAUAG